AUGGCCAACAUGGACAUUGACGCUACGCGCCGCAACAAGAAGCCGCGCCCUUUGAGCGACUCUGAGCGCGAGCGCCUGGACGAGUUCAUCGAGAGCAUCCACUACUCGUCGAGAUAUUCCGACGACCACUUCGAGUACAGACACGUGCAGCUGCCCAAGCAGAUGCUGAAGGCGAUACCAAAGGAAUACUUUGACGGUUCGCGAGGCACUCUCAAGCUUUUGUGGGAGGACGAGUGGAGAGCAUUGGGCAUUACCCAGAGUCUGGGAUGGGAACACUACGAGGUCCACGAGCCCGAGCCGCACAUUCUGCUCUUCAAUGCACUAGGAGUCACUGCCCACGAUGAAGACGACGGUGAUGACUUCCAUGAUGCUCGACUGCAAUUAGACCUUGUCUCCUUCAAAUUUCUGAUCGAAUCGCAAUUCAAGCCACGACUCCGUCAGAGCGAUCCACGUACUCAACCCUCUCCACAACCACAGAGCACCGCUGGAGCUUGA
Molecule: messenger RNA, 495 nt
Organism: Aureobasidium vineae
Lineage: Eukaryota; Fungi; Ascomycota; Dothideomycetes; Dothideales; Saccotheciaceae
Source: the annotation of a GenBank genome assembly